CAGACGGAGGAGGAGGCUCAGACAGACAGUCAGCAGCAGAGCCAGUCGUCUGACAGUUCUAACAGUAAGACGCAACCCAAGCGGCUCCAUGUCUCCAACAUACCCUUCAGGUUCAGGGACCCAGACCUCAGGCAAAUGUUUGGCGUGAGUAUUACAGUACAAUUAUUGAUUUUAUCCCCCCAAAAGUUAAUCAUUUCCAAAUGCUACAUAUGCUGUAGUACUGAAUAAUCCUCCAUUAAAGAAUGUCACUGACUCUGUCUUUUUUCUGUCUUUCUUUCCAGCAAUUUGGUAAAAUAUUAGAUGUUGAAAUAAUUUUUAACGAGCGGGGCUCUAAGGUACGUGAUGCGUUGUGUUUCUCUUCUCAUUGGUAGUUGUUAGAGGAAGCUAGAGGUUAGAGAUUUGUGUUAGAGGAUAGAAGAUAUGGAAAAAGUUUUGAAGCAGAGGGGGUACCUACCUAAAGUGUGCUUAAUCCUUCUACGUUUCAAAAUGUUUUCUCCUUUUAUUCUUCUGAACGACACCCCAGGCUGUUUUCUGUAAUGACUGGAUGACUGGAGUACCAUGAGUAAUGACAGUAAUCAUAUGAAUAAAGAUUAUAAUGAUAAUAAUAUUAAUAACAUGCAUGUUGUUCUCUCCCUCUCCAUCCUGCAUGCAGGGUUUUGGGUUCGUAACUUUCGAGCAUAGUGCGGACGCUGACAGGGGCGCGAGAAAAAUUACACGGCACGGUCGUAGAAGGCCGUAAAAUAGAGGUGCAUGUUACAAAUACUUCCUCUACUUCCUCCUCCUCUUCCUCCUUUACCUCCUCCUCUACCUCUGUGUUCAGU
Molecule: messenger RNA, 821 nt
Organism: Coregonus sp. 'balchen'
Lineage: Eukaryota; Metazoa; Chordata; Actinopteri; Salmoniformes; Salmonidae
Source: the annotation of a GenBank genome assembly